Guyanagaster necrorhizus is the source of this 728-nucleotide messenger RNA. RefSeq lists its product as uncharacterized. The record is from RefSeq and is a predicted model, not a curated record. NCBI's taxonomy places the organism in Eukaryota, Fungi, Basidiomycota, Agaricomycetes, Agaricales, Physalacriaceae. The transcript is spliced from 3 exons. The coding region runs from base 1 to 495 and encodes 164 amino acids.
AUGCGACUCGUAUCUUUGUCGACUACAUCGACGACCCCAAGUCCGCAUCCCCCGACAGAUCACACAUUUGACUUUCGUCUACCACUAUCAUCUCUGGAUAUCCUUCUAGUUCCAACGUCGGAAUUUUUAUCGUUGCGGAUCCUGGCUUCAUUGACUACUGAUGCCGAUAUCGGGCAAGGUGAUAUUCCAGUUUCUUUGCGGGAUUCAUUCACGCGGAGGAGAUGCGAUUUCCCAAUACAGGACGUGGAGCCUGACUUCGUGCGCCUUGCUAUGUUUGACGAACAAUUCAGCAGAGCAUAUGGGUACCACCGGUACGUUGAACGACGUGGCCAUUGUUACAUUUCAACGUUUGAACAAGUCAUUCCACUGUGCUCUGUAGGAUACAUCAACCCAUUAACCAGGAAGUUUGUUGUCUUGUUCAAUGCCAUCGAUCCGGCGGCUUCCACCGGAAUCGGGAAUUCGCAACAUUCCCUUCAUUCCUUGAAGUCGGCGUAACAAAAUUGGCCAUAAACCCAGAGUAUUCCUCCUCCCCAUGGUGGGAAUAUGAACACAAAUUCUCUGACAUAACGCCCACCCUGGGUGCUUGGGCGGAGGGGACGAAUUCAUGUACCUUCAUCUUCAGAAGCUUCUCUGCUGAUGAUGGAACCAGAGUGUAUAGUCUUCCUGUGUGAGACGACGGCUUCUCGGUACUUUAUAUCACACUGGGCGAGCAGUUUCCUGAAAUCUUG